This is a messenger RNA of Nymphaea colorata (pocket water lily), 865 nucleotides long. RefSeq names its product NAD(P)H-quinone oxidoreductase subunit 1, chloroplastic-like. Gene Ontology annotation, cellular component: membrane. NCBI's taxonomy places the organism in Eukaryota, Viridiplantae, Streptophyta, Magnoliopsida, Nymphaeales, Nymphaeaceae. The record is from RefSeq and is a predicted model, not a curated record. The transcript has a single exon. Gene Ontology annotation, biological process: aerobic respiration. Gene Ontology annotation, molecular function: NADH dehydrogenase activity. The coding region runs from base 1 to 597 and encodes 198 amino acids.
AUGAUAAUUGAAGAAGCACAAGCUAUCAAUUCUUUUUUCAGAUCGGAAUCCUCAAAAGAGGCCUAUGGGCUCAUAUGGUUACUUGUACCUAUUGUUACUCUUGUAUUGGGAAUCACAAUAGGGGUAUUAGUAAUUGUGUGGCUAGAAAGAAAAAUAUCUGCAGGGAUACAACGACGAAUUGGUCCUGAGUAUGCCGGCCCCCUGGGCAUUCUUCAAGCUCUAGCGGAUGGGGUCAAACUACUUUUCAAAGAAGAUCUUCUUCCAUCUAGAGGAGAUAUUCGUUUAUUUAGUGUCGGCCCAUCCGUAGCGGUCGUAUCAAUUCUACUGAGUUAUUCAGUAAUUCCCUUUGGCCAUCACCUUGUACUAACCGAUCUCAGUAUAGGUGUUUCUCUAUGGAUCGCUAUUUCAAGUAUUGCCCCUAUCGGACUUCUUAUGUCCGGAUAUGGAUCAAAUAAUAAAUAUUCCUUUUCAGGUGGUUUACGAGCUGCUGCUCAAUCUAUAAGUUAUGAAAUACCGUUAACUCCAUGUGUGUUAUCAAUAUCUCUACGUGUGAUUCGUUGGAAUACGCACUCCUACCUCUUUCUUUGCUUUUUCUAGGAAAGAAGUUGGUUGAUUGAAUAUAUAGAUAGAACUCUUUUUUAUUCAUCACUGGGAUCUAUGAACUAAACCAGAUAGUUAUAUGAGUGAAACAAAACUGCUUAUGAAUUCGCAGUAAGAAGAUCGAGUCUCAUUACCUACGUACGAGAGUAAAGUGGAGCUAAACAUAAGCAGCGGAAGCUGUUUACCCCAAGUAUCGAUUAGCCAUCAGGACUUGAAGCGGGCGCAAAAGAUCAACUGUAUGGAAUUUUUACUCUUGUAUUUAUUA